Messenger RNA from Hyaena hyaena (striped hyena), 1114 nucleotides. RefSeq names its product uricase. The record is from RefSeq and is a predicted model, not a curated record. The transcript has 8 exons. Gene Ontology annotation, cellular component: peroxisome. Gene Ontology annotation, molecular function: urate oxidase activity. Bases 1 to 993 code for a protein of 330 amino acids. Gene Ontology annotation, biological process: purine nucleobase catabolic process; urate catabolic process. Lineage: Eukaryota; Metazoa; Chordata; Mammalia; Carnivora; Hyaenidae.
AUGUUACAAAUAUCUGUUUUGCCAAAACAACUCUUUCUCACUCUUGAAACUGAAUUUGAAGUUGAAAGCCAAGAGAAAAUGGCCUAUUACCACAAAGACUAUGAAAAGAAUGAGGAGGUGGAGUUUGUCCGAACUGGCUAUGGGAAGGAUAUGGUAAAAGUUCUCCAUAUUCAGCGAGAUGGGAAAUAUCACAGCAUUAAAGAGGUGGCAACCUCAGUGCAACUUACUCUGAGCUCCAAAAAAGAUUAUCUGUAUGGAGAUAAUUCAGACAUCAUCCCCACAGACACCAUCAAGAACACAGUUCACGUCUUGGCAAAAUUUAAAGGGAUCAAAAGCAUAGAAACUUUUGCAAUGAGCAUCUGUGAACAUUUCCUUUCUUCUUUUAACCAUGUCAUUCGAGCUCAAGUCUACGUGGAAGAGGUCCCUUGGAAGCGUUUUGAAAAGAAUGGAGUUAAGCAUGUCCACGCAUUUAUUCACACUCCCACUGGAACGCACUUCUGUGAGGUGGAACAGAUGAGGAGUGGACCUCCAGUCAUUCAUUCUGGAAUCAAAGACCUCAAGGUCUUGAAAACGACCCAGUCUGGAUUUGAAGGAUUCAUCAAGGACCAGUUCACCACCCUCCCUGAGGUGAAGGACCGGUGUUUUGCCACCCAAGUGUACUGCAAGUGGCGCUAUCACCAGUGCAGAGACGUGGACUUUGACACUACCUGGGACACUGUUCGGGAUAUUGUCCUGGCGAGAUUUGCUGGACCCUAUGACAAAGGCGAGUACUCGCCCUCUGUCCAGAAGACCCUCUAUGACAUCCAGGUGCACACUUUGAGCCAGAUUCCUGAGAUAGAAGAUAUGGAAAUCAGCCUGCCAAACAUUCACUACUUUAAUAUAGACAUGACCAAAAUGGGACUGAUCAACAAGGAAGAGGUCUUGCUCCCGUUAGACAAUCCGUACGGCAGAAUUACUGGUACGGUCAAGAGGAAGCUGGCUUCAAAGCUGUGAAAAGGUAGCCACCACCACCGGACCUACUCUCAAUGGAGGAGUUCCUUCAGCCUCUUGUGAUGCUGGAAAUCAUAGCAUGCAAAAUUUCAAACUAGUAUGUUGAUUUAUAGUGUUAAUUUUC